Leptopilina boulardi is the source of this 3766-nucleotide messenger RNA. It is a transcript of the gene Alg12, whose product is annotated as probable Dol-P-Man:Man(7)GlcNAc(2)-PP-Dol alpha-1,6-mannosyltransferase. The record is from RefSeq and is a predicted model, not a curated record. The coding region runs from base 124 to 2934 and encodes 936 amino acids. The transcript is spliced from 8 exons. Gene Ontology annotation, biological process: protein N-linked glycosylation. Gene Ontology annotation, molecular function: alpha-1,6-mannosyltransferase activity. Gene Ontology annotation, cellular component: endoplasmic reticulum membrane. NCBI's taxonomy places the organism in Eukaryota, Metazoa, Arthropoda, Insecta, Hymenoptera, Figitidae.
GUUAUAAGCAGGUGGAAGUACACACAAGUUGUUUUUUUUUUUUUUUGUUGUUGUUGCUCUAAUAAUAAAAAAAACCUAUUUUUCUUUCAUUAUUAUGAAUGAAUUUAUUUUCUAAAUGUCACAAUGGAUCAUUUAAUUAUUUUAGUAGCGGCUCUGCAUUUAUUUUAUUGUCCAUUUACAAAAGUUGAAGAAAGUUUUAAUCUUCAAGCAAUUCAUGAUCUUCUUUAUCACGGUUCUAACCUAAGUCAGUAUGAUCAUCAUGAAUUUCCCGGAGUUGUACCGAGAACAUUUUUAGGACCAAUGGCAGUAUCAGGUUUAGCUGCACCUGCUGUUGCUGCCGUUAAACAUUUUAAUGUUAAUAAAUUUUAUUCACAAUAUAUUGUGAGAGCAGUAUUGGGCUUAAUGGUGAUAGUGACUUUGAGUCUUUAUCGUAAAGCUUUACAAUCAAUUUUUGGUGUUAAAUUUGUAAAAUGGUUUGUCGCAAUUACAGUAACUCAAUAUCAUUUUUUAUAUUAUCUCAGUCGACCAUUGCCGAAUAUUAUGGCAAUGCCUUUAGUUCUACUUGCCCUUUAUGGAUGGUUGAGAAGAAAUCAUGUAAUUUUCAUUAUGUCUUCAGCGGCUGUUAUUAUUAUUUUUCGCGCUGAAUUAGCAAUGCUUUUGGGAAUGUUUCUUUUAUAUGAUAUUGCAAAUUCAAAAAUUACAAUUCACAGAUUAUUAAAAAUUGGUUUACCAUCAGGAAUAUUUUUUCUCGCAUUAACAAUAAUUGUCGAUUCAAUUUUUUGGAAUCGAAUUUUAUGGCCAGAAGGAGAAGUUUUCUAUUUUAAUACAAUUUUAAAUAAAAGUAGUGAAUGGGGCACGUCUCCAUUUUUGUGGUAUUUUUAUUCGGCUCUUCCACGAGGAUUGGCUCUUUCCUAUUUAUUAAUUCCUUUAGGAAUUUUAUGGGAUUCUAGAGUUCGAGCUCUCACUAUUCCUGGCCUAACAUUUGUUAUUUUAUUUUCAUUUCUUCCUCAUAAGGAAUUGAGAUUUAUUAUUUAUGUAUUUCCUCUAUUGAAUGUUGGCGCCGCCGCUGCUUGUCACCGUAUUUGGGAAAAUCGGGAAAAAUCGAUUUGGAAUGGACUGUUGGCUCUAGCGAUUCUUGGACAUUUAGUAUUAAAUGCAACAUUCUCAAUGUUUCUUUUAUGUGUCGCUGGUGCUAAUUAUCCCGGUGGAAUGGCAAUUGCUCGUCUUCAUAGAAUCGAAAAAGAACGAAUUGAACCCGUUUACGUUCAUAUUGACGUUUUUUCCGCACAAACUGGAAUUUCUCGAUUUACACAAACAAAUACCAAUUGGAUUUAUUCGAAACAAGAAAAUUUAACAAUUGAUAAUCCAGAAAUGUUACAAUUCACUCAUAUAUUAAUGGAAUCAAAAAGUAAAUAUUCACCAAAUAUAAAAUCCUAUUUAAAAACACACGAUAUUCUUGAUUCUGUUGAUGGAUUUUCACAUAUUGCCAUCAAUUACAAUACAAUACCGCCAAUUCAAAUAAAUACAAAACCAGCAAUUUUUAUAAUGCGACGAAAAUCAAGUAUAACAUACGAUCCAUUAAAUGCACGAAUAAAACGUUCAAUUAAAUUUGAAUUAAAUUUCAAUAAUAAUAAUAAUAAUGAAAUUCUACGUGAAAAAAUAUUUUCAAAAAAUUCACCAAAAAAUAUGGAACCAAUUUUUCACGAUAUCGUUGGAUCAUUACAAGAAAUUGGUAAACCAGUGGAAAAUAAUUUAUUUAUUGUCGAUAAUUCAAAAAUAAUGGAAAUUGAAAAUAGUAAUGAAAAUUUUUCUGAAAUAAAUAUUAAUGAAAUUAUUGAUGAAUCGAUGGAUAAUGAAAUAGAGGAAAAUGAUAGUGAAAUUUUUGAAAUUACAAAAAGUGACGAAUUUAACGUUAAUGAAAAAAAUUUAUUUAAUGCCAUUGAUAAUGAAGAAAUAAAUGAAAAAUUUGACGAUAAACAAAAUAACAAAAAAUUUGAAAUAAACAAUAAAUUUAAUAAAGAGAAUAAAAUUAACGAGAGGAAAAAUGAAUUAAUUUCAAUGGAAACUAAUCAGGAAGAUAGAGAAAAUAAAUAUGAAAAAAUUAAAGCAAUUGUAAAAAUGAAAAUGGAAAAAAUAAAUCAACAACAAAAAUCAACAAAUAUUAAAGAUGCUGUGAAAAAAAUAAUUCAAGAAAAAAUGGAAUUAAAGGCAAAAAAAAUGAAUCAACAAUUAUUAAAUGAAAAAAUACAAUUUAAUAAAAAAAAUGAUAAAAAAAAUACACAAAUUUUAAAUGAAAAUUAUUCAUUUAAUAAAGAAAAAAAUAAAUUUGAAGAUGAAAAAAAUUAUUUUACUAAGGAUAAAAGUCAAUUUAAUAAUAAAAAUCAAUUUGAACAAGAAACGAAUAUUAAAAAAUUACCAAACAUAAAAGAAAGUAUACAAAAAAUAAUUCAACAAUUUAAAGAAUUUGAGGAGAAUUUUAUUGACGACGACGACAAUAAAACAUCGAUGGAAGAGGAAAAUUUGGAAAAUUUCAAUUCUAAAGAUUUAAAAAAUGCUCACGAGAGCCUCAGGGAAAUAAUAAAUCAAUUUAAAGAAUUGAGAAGUGAAUUAUUUAUUUCUGUGAAAGAUGAUAAUGAUGAUGAUGAUGAUGAUGAAUUUGAUGAAAUUUUGGAAAAUUUCAUGACAAGACCAAUUUCUGUGACACUAAUGCAUUUUAAUGAAGCGUUAAAAAAUUUAGUACAACGACGACAAAAAAUUAAAGUAUCAACAAAUAAUAUCGAAGAAUUAUUUGAAAGCGAUAGAAUAAAUUUUAAAAAUUCAAGAAAAACAUUUAAAAACAAUAAUUUUUCAAAGGCAAAAAGUAUUGUUAGAAAUAAUGAAAUUGUUCAUGAACAUAAAGAUGAGACGGAAAUUUGGAGAAAUAGAAAAUUGUAAGUUUUGUAUUUUUUACUUUUUUUUUUUAGGUGAAAAAUACACUUUUUACACUGAGAAAAUAAUUUAAAAAAUUUUUUAAAUUUUUUUUUGAUUAAAUUUUUUUUUGUAACCAAUGAAUUUUUUAAUUUUAAAUAGAAAUUACAUUUUUUUAAAUGUUAAAUAAAUUUUUUAAACAUUUUUUUUUUUUUUGCAAAAAAUCUAAAAUGCAUUUUUUUUUUAUGUAAAAAGUGGUAAACUACAUUUUCUUUUCAGUAAAUUUUUAUUCGAAGCCUUUGAAUAUGUUAUUACAGGAUGUCUAUAAAAAAAAUUUUCAGUUUUAAUUAAGAAAAAAAAUAAUUAAUUUAAUAAAAUUUUUAUCUCGCGCUUUUAAAAUAAUUUCUCUUUAAUUGAAAUUCCCGCUGAAAAAAAUUUUUUUGUUUUCUUUAUUUAACUAUUUAUAAUGGCGGGAAUAUUCAUUUCGCUUUUUUUAAAAAAAAAAAGCCAGUGUAUACAAUAUUUAAAAAAAAAAUUCUUUUCAUCCUGUAUUAUAACAUUUUUUUGUAAAUAGGACAUAUUCUGUGAUACAAAUAUUUAUCACUUUUAACAUGAGAAUAUAAAUAGUUUAUUACAGUAAAGUUUUUUUUUUCUUAUUGCAUAAAUUGUCGCAUGCGAGGUGCCUUAAAAAAAAAUUAUUCUUCCUUUUUUUUCAAUUAAAAUCGAUAAAUGUCUAUAUAAAUCGAUAAUUAUCGAUUUUAAUCGAAAAUUAUCGAUUUUAAUCGAAAAUUAUUGAUUUAAAUCGAAAAAUAGUUUUAAAUCGAUAUUUAUCGUUUCAAAUUAUAUUUGUAGUCAAUUA